AACCGAGAACUAUCAUGAGGGCGAAAAUAUCGGUAAAAACAUUUAACGGGUGGGGUAGAUCCUGGACUAUGCUCUAGCUAUGGACAACAAGAACGAAUCUGCAUGGAAUUUGAUUGCUCCAUGGUUACAAGUAGAAGAAUACUCGAAUCUGGUACGAACAAAUCUGCUAAACGAAUAGCUAUGAAGCUGAUUCACCGAGAUUCGAUCUCUUGUUCGCCGCAUUCCAGCCCCAAGGCUCAAUCUCGAGUCACCCUCGAAGACCAUAUCGAUCAUUUGAUGAAUAUUUCAUCGGCAAGGUUGAUGUACCUUUGCGAUAAGAUCGAUGGCAAAGGAUUGGGUGAGAGCGAUUUCCAAGUCGAUAUCAAAAGUACGAUCCAAACAUCGAUGUUCUUCGUCAACUUCUCGAUCGGACAGCCUCCAGUUCCUCAGUUCAGCCUCAUGGACACUGGAAGCUCUCUGCUUUGGGUUCAAUGUCUCCCCUGCAGAUACUGCCCUGAUCAGACAAGCCCUUUGCUCGAUCCCGCAAUGUCUUCCACGUUCGUUAACUGUCCCUGCCACGAUCCCUUCUGCCGGUACGCUCCUAACUCCCGCUGUGGCUCGGCCAACGAGUGUCUCUACGAGCAGGUUUACAUAAAUGGUGGUGGGUCGAGAGGCGUGCUCGGUACAGAACGGUUAACAUUCACAACUCCGACCCGAGACACUGUCGUUGCUCAGAAUGUUGUCUUCGGUUGUGGCCACGAUAAUGGGGACCAGAUGGACACGGAGUUCACGGGUGUCAUGGGACUAGGCUCUAAACGAACAUCUCUAGCCGUACAGCUUGGGUCCAAAUUCUCAUAUUGUAUCGGCGAUCUAACCGAUAAGGACUAUAGCUUCAAUCAACUAGUUCUAGGUGAGGAAGCCGAUAUUCUUGGGGAUCCAACACCCAUUGAGACAAAAAGUGGCAUCUACUUUGUGAACGUAGGAAGCAUCAGUGUCGGGUCAAGACAACUAGAGAUUGAACCGGGGGCGUUCACAAGAAGAGGGCCGAGAACAGGGGUGAUACUCGACUCGGGCACACUAUUCACAUGGCUUGCAGAUUCAGCCUAUAGGGAACUCUACAACGAAAUCAAAACCCUUUUGGAUGGGCAGCUAGAGAGAUACUGGUACAGAGACUACUUAUGCUACAACGGGAGAGUGACUGAAGAUCUGAUAGGUUUUCCGACCGUGACAUUCCGUUUUUCAGGGGAGGCUGAAUUGGCAUUGGAGGCUACGAGCUUGUUUUACCAGAUGCCGAAAUCCGAAGCGUAUCAGGAUGUAUUCUGCAUGGCAAUAAGGCCAACCAAAGAUCAAGGAGUACAAUUUAAGGAUUUCACAGCUAUUGGACUAAUGGCUCAGCAGUACUAUAAUAUCGGUUACGACCUCAAAGAUCAAAAGCUUUAUCUCCAGAGAGUCGACUGCGUACUCCUAAACGACUAUUCACCGUCAUGAUUUGUGUAUUUUGAUGAAAGUUCCAAAAUUUAGCUCAUUUUCAAAGUGACAAAACAUUGGUAAAGAUCGUGUUGUAUUGUUUGUUCAUUAAAAAAAAAGAUACUCAUCUUGUUCUU
Tarenaya hassleriana is the source of this 1583-nucleotide messenger RNA. Its product is annotated as aspartic proteinase CDR1. NCBI's taxonomy places the organism in Eukaryota, Viridiplantae, Streptophyta, Magnoliopsida, Brassicales, Cleomaceae. Gene Ontology annotation, cellular component: extracellular region. The transcript is spliced from 3 exons. The record is from RefSeq and is a predicted model, not a curated record. The coding region runs from base 103 to 1467 and encodes 454 amino acids.